Cokeromyces recurvatus is the source of this 1066-nucleotide messenger RNA. Its product is annotated as ribosomal protein L30, ferredoxin-like fold domain-containing protein. Gene Ontology annotation, molecular function: RNA binding; structural constituent of ribosome. Lineage: Eukaryota; Fungi; Mucoromycota; Mucoromycetes; Mucorales; Mucoraceae. The transcript is spliced from 3 exons. The record is from RefSeq and is a predicted model, not a curated record. Gene Ontology annotation, biological process: maturation of LSU-rRNA from tricistronic rRNA transcript (SSU-rRNA, 5.8S rRNA, LSU-rRNA). Bases 19 to 768 code for a protein of 249 amino acids. Gene Ontology annotation, cellular component: cytosolic large ribosomal subunit.
AGUUCAGACAGUACCAAUAUGGUUGCUUACAACGUCCCUACUGCUAACGACGUCCUCGUUCCUGAAACUCUCUUGAAGAAGAACAAGGCUGCCGCCAAGGCUGCCGAGUCUGCUGCCUCCAAGAAGGCUGAACUCCGCAAGGCUAAGAUCGCCAAGAGACGUGAAAUCUUCAAGCGUGCUGCCAAGUACCAAGCUGAAUACAAGGCUACUGAACGUAACGAAAUUCGUCUUCGCCGUCAAGCUAAGGCUCAAGGUAACUACUAUGUUCCUGCUCAAGAGAAGCUUGUCUUCGUUGUUCGUGUCCGUGGUAUCAACAACAUUGCCCCCAAGCCCCGUAAGGUUCUUCAACUUCUCCGUCUUUUGCAAAUCAACAAUGGUGUCUUUGUUCGUCUCAACAAGGCUACUUCUGAAAUGCUCCAAUUGAUUCAACCUUACGUUGCCUACGGUUACCCUAACUUGAAGACUAUCCGUGAAUUGAUCUACAAGCGUGGUUAUGCUAAGGUUAACAAGCAACGUAUCCCUAUCCACGAUAACUCUGUCAUCGAAAAGGCCCUCGGUAAGUACAACAUCAUCUGUGUUGAAGAUCUUAUCCACGAAAUCGCUACCGUUGGUCCUCACUUCAAGGAAGCUUCCAACUUCCUCUGGCCCUUCAAGCUCUCCAACCCCAACAACAUGUGGAGAGAACGUAAGUUCCUCAACUACGUUGAAGGUGGUGACACUGGUAACCGUGAACACUUCAUCAACAAGUUGGUUCAAUCCAUGAACUAAGUUUGAGUUUUUUUUUUUCUUAAAUAAAUAUUAUGCGUUAAAAUAAUUUUAAAUAAAUUAUUUUUUUUUAAAAAAAAAUAAACUUUUUUUUUGUUGUAAAUGUAAUGUAUGUGUGUAUAUGUAUAAUAAACUUUGUAAAAUCAGAAACCAGCUUAUGAAUAAGUUUAAGGUCUUGUUAAAAAAAUAAAUAAUAAAUGGUAAAGAUGGCUAAAUAGAUAGAUAUAAUAAAGAAUUAUUUGUUGGUAAAGAAUAAAAGAUUGUACUAUAGGAACACACCAAUUUUUUAGGAAAAAAAAAA